CUGAACCCCAAAUCGUCGGAUUAUUGCACAUUGUUUUUUUUUAAUUAUAUGAGAAAAUUAAAAUAUAAUGUUGUAAGAUAGAGGUUUAAGGUAACUUAAGAUUAAUAAAAAAAAACAACUAUAUACACUGACAGAAACUGGGAGCUACAAUACUAUUCUUUCAAGAGAAUCUGUAUAGGAGAAAAAUAAAAUUACAUGUAAAUAACCAAUUAAGCUCUUUAAAUGUGUGCGAGAUAUGGUCAUAUUUUUUUAGUCCUAAAAUAAGGCGUGAAUAUGUAUUUUGCACUUUUUGAAUUCUAUUUUUGUCUGCAUGUACACCACAAUCAUUAAAGUACACUCACAUAUAGCUCCGAACAAUGACUGAAAGGGAUUAAAAAAAAUACUGGCCACGGAAAUUAAUCCAUUGCGAAGAUCGGUGAGAAUGUCAAGAGUGAAACAUAACAAACGAACGCGUGAGAAUUAUAGAGGAGAUAGGGUAAAAAACGCUGAUAUGGUACGGGCAUGUAAGUAGAAUUAAUGACAAUAGACUAGCAUAGCAAGUAUUAGAAUACAAGAAACGCUUCUACUUAUUCGAAAAUUUUUCGCAACCUCAAUGCUUUGUCAAAUUUAAAACGGUCCAGUUUCUACAAAUAUUCGUUAUGGUCAAGCAAGACAUACUUAAUGCAGAAAAAAUAUAUGUUGGGAUGGGUUUUACCGCGCUUUUGCGAAGGUCUGCGGUUAAGAUACUGUAAAACACUUAAAACGUCAAGGCAAUAAAUGCACAAUAUUGUUGGUCGUACAAUUGAUAAAUUCCUAGAACGGUCCUGGAAUGGUUACGGGUAAGGGUCUGCUCGGCAGGGUGUUCUAUGAGGGGCCUGCGGUUUUGGAAUAACAAACAGUAGGCAAAGUUAAUCAAGGGGUAGGUUGUAAAAUACUAUAUUUCUGGCUGAAGUAUACGUAGGAGUGAUUUUUUCUUGUUGUCAAGAGAUCAUCUUGAAGUCACGCUGCGCGCGCGUACCUAUCCCACAUCUGAAUCCAGUGACCCAGUUGUGUGGGUGGUUGUAGUAGUCUCAUUGUUCCGAGUCUCGCCUCGUCUCGAAGUAGGUUAGUGCAACGGGCGCGGUGGUGGGGCGGAGAACGCGCGACCACGCUACGACGGAGCUUUUCCAGGUUCCGCGGUUAGUCAGUUGGUCGUGCAGCCGACCAAGUCGCGGUCGUACUUCGGGCCUGUCCGCGCGCUAUCUCUCUCGCUCUCUCUCGCUCGCCGCGCGUGUGAGUGCGUGCUUGUAUGUGUCUAUAUGUGCGUCUCGAUAUAAUAUGCGAACGAAACGACACCUAAUUAUCGCAUGAGCAUGAGUCCAGCGUCGGCCGGGCCGCUCGAGGUGGAGCGGUACAUCGGCGCCUGUCUAAUUUCCCAACACCACCGUUCAAAUAACAAGAACAACCCGCGCAACCUUUACCAUCGCAACCCUUACGCCGCCGGUGGCGGCGGCGACGGUUGGGCCGGCGGUUUGCCCCUCAUAUCGUUCGCCAACCACCAGAGACGUGACAGCCCCCUGGCCCGAUUGGCGGUUCACGCCCGCGGCGCCCCCCUCAUCCUCGCCAAGAGCUACCAGCACCGGAAAAAUAAACCGCAGCGGGCGGUCGGCAACGACGUCGCCGCCUCCCCCGCCGUGCAACACACCAAAGUGUUUGAGAACUCGAACAACAAGAAACUGAACGUGGACGCGAUCAGUGUGGCGAGCGAUGAAAGUUACGGCUCCCAAAAUUCGGAAACGUGCCUCCCGCGCAUAAUAAAACCGCGCAAGCGGCGGAAAAAGGACCGCAAAGCGCCGCCGCCGCCGCAGCCGCCGCCUCCGAUCAACGUCAAUCACGCGCAUCACCACCGCCACCACCAUCAUCGCGUGCCGUACGAGGGAUUUUUGCCGCCUUUCGCGCUACCCUCGGUCGGAUGUUACGACGACGUCUCCGACGACUCGUCGGAGACGCCCCAGCUGCACCACUCGUUCGAAGACGUCGUCGAAGCGAACGACCCGAACGGGAACCAACCGAGCAGCUCGUGCCAGUGCCGUUACUGUGAUCCCUCCGGCCAGAUCUGGGACGUCGACCGGAGCUGUUACUCGCCGUUGCUGACGUCGCCCAGGACGUUCCGGUUUCCGGGCGGCGUCGGCCCGCCCUCGCCGCCCGACGACUACUGUCUCGGGAUGGCGUCGAUCGUCCUGGACGACGACAAGUCUUCGCCGACGUACUCCAGAUCGUGGUCGUCGUCCAGCAGCAGCUCGUUCGGUUCGGAUCUGGAGGUGUCUACGGAGAUCGUCACGUCGCUGAACGGACUCCGGGACCUGGAAAUCAAGUUCUUCACGCCAGCCUCCGCCGCCAAGGAGAAGGAAACGAACAGAUACUCGUAGUGCUGCGUAUGGACGUGCCCAAAUCGGUUGUUUUGCAAUUUGCGACGGCAGAAAACAUUGAUCAAAAUAAUUUAAAGAGUCCAAGGUAGUUACGAUGUGAGGUUCGUUCCAACGUCGUACCGAACCACGAUCACGCGCACUAAUUCAAAAUCCCAUCGACGGUCAAAACUUCAAGACGGUGUUUUAAUCUUAAGAAAUCUGAGUUGGCGAAGCACUACUUUCGUUGCUUGCACAAUUUCAGUAAAUAACAAAAGUCAACACGCGAUGCUAUCGUUUUUAGUAUUGUUUAGGGUCUUAUUACUAAAAUUCGAGUUGGAACAAACCUAAAUUGUUUGUUCUUUAUCGAUAAUGUCUUCGCCGGGUUCAUUUGCCAAUUUCCACAGUUUGAGAUAAUCCGACCGGCCCGUCCUUUUGCGUAAGUGCCGUUUAUUUUUGUUUCGAAAUUCGUCUCGGAAAAUCGCUAAUUAUUGUUAUACGUCGACUGGGAAAAUUAUUGCUAUUGUCCGCGUUACAUUUCGCCGGUAUCGUGCGGGUGCUCUGCAAUCGUCCGUGAGAAAAAAAAAACCGUCGGCCACAGACACCUGUAAAUUAUUCGAAAUCUGUUUUGGUAUACGUUGUCGAACGAGUGAAAGGUAUUCCGAUGAGGUAUUUAAAGGUCGCCCACCGCCUUGCGCAAAAUCGCUGGCAACGUUUUCCGAAGGCGCGCUCGAACGGUAAUCGUAGUAAAAUACGGCCCCGCCCCCCGCCUUUAACCCCAUCCGUUUUAUCCUUCGGGUUCGAAGGAGAAAAAAUUCGACUUUAUUACGGGUUUGCAAAGGAGAUUGAAGCGAUUAAAAAUAAUCGGGGGUCUUAAGUUACUUGCAGAGCAUGUACGAAUGUGUAGAUCAUGGAGAAACUGACGAUUAUGUCAGGGAAUAUGUUUCAAGCAAAACUAGCCCACCCUCCAGCCUAGGCCACGAGAAAAUAUAAAGCUUGUUCCAACUUUAGUUUGCAAGUCCCCGGUACUAGUCCCGAAAGAUGUUGUGACACUCAAAACAUAUUUAAGAAAAAAUGUUUUUAUAUAAAAACAAACAAAUUUUAUAAGGUGAUAUAAAAAACUAUUCUAUUUAAGAAACGUACGACUAAUAUAUAUUAUUUUUGAAAAUAUGCCGCACGAGGGUGGAGUGAAAAGUUUCCGGCUGACCAAGCAAAACGACGUUCUUAUUAUUAUUAUUUUUGCUUUAUCUGUCAGCAUAAUUAACACUGAUACAGUUCUCGUAACGGUGUUCUAACUUGUUUAUGCCAGUUUUAAACGUAGAUUCGUCAAGCUCCUCAAAAUACCGAUUUACAGCUUCGGUAGCUUCUUCCAACGCUAUUUGAUGGAUUUUCUCAUUCAUUUCCGAUAUUGUGACCUCAACGGGCCGCCCUGAGGGGGCCCGUCAGAGGUGCUCACACGACCAGUUUUAAAUUCAGAAACCCACAGCUUAAUAGUUAAAUAUGAUGCGGAGAUAGCUCCCCUAGUGUUCUUUCAUUUGUUUAAGUGUAAAACCUUUCAAACAGAAGUAUUUGUUGGUAGCACAUUUUUCCAAUUUUUCCAUUCUCACGAAAACAACGGAAUGUGGAAGCGGAAACUUUUCAUCCCAUCCUCGUAAGUGACUAGGUUAAAUGCCGGGACUGGAAAAGUUGGUUCCAACCGAUUCUAUAACGGACAGGGAACCACGCCAGAACCGGAAAUUUUCAGUUUGCCAAAAAUUUUUCAACGCAUUAAAAUUAAUAAAUAACUUGGUCGACUGGAAAUUACCUUUCCGAAACAGUUCUCGUGGCCGGUCGGAACAAAGCUUUUGCGAACCAAUACGUGGAUGUUGAUUGGUUUUCGUGGUUCUUAUUUUGGUUAUAAAUGUAUAGACUAUCCCAGAAAAGCCCCAAAUACAUUUUGGAAUGGACAAGAAACUUUCCAUUUCCAUCUUUUAAGUUUAAUGCCUAAUAACAGUAUCCGAAAUUGUUCCAACCACGCUUUGAAAACUAUGCUGGAACAAACCUAUAAUAUACUGGGUUCGCCAUUUGUAACAAAACUUUUCGUUUUUUGUUUUUCUAUAGAAAGCCGAAGUUUUGUAUGUCCGUCAGUGGAGACGUAGCUUUACGGAGAACCCAGUAAAUUUAGUCAGUCGGGCUCGAAAUCUAUUUCGCGUCGAAACUUUCUCUCCGCAAAUUCGUCCCGGUCGUUUACACCAGAUUCUUUCGGUUCAAUUGGUGCAUUUUCGCGUUUAAGGACCCCCCGUUCGAUCUCUCGUUUUCUCGUAUAGUUUGUUUUCAUUUUUUAUAAGUAGCGUGUACUAACUAACUUUCACCGUUUCGUAUUCGAGAGUGUGAUUUGAUAUGAAGUACUAAAAAAUAGUGUAUGGACGGAUCCGCGAGCCCGUGGCUUUCGUUGAAUUUAUACAGGACGUUUCAAAAAACAUGCGCCGAUAUGUCGUCAUCCAAAUUUACGAAGAAUUAAAAAAGGAAGAAACAAUAUUAUCAUUAUUCCCAUAUCGGGAGGUAUGUUUUGUGUUAUACUUUGAAUAAGCCACUAACAAUGCAACUUUUUUGUGUGGUUUUCGUAUCUUGUCUCGUUUCCGAGCAAAGAAAUAAAAAUAAUGAAAAUUAUCAACAUGUAUUUUCAUAGACAUUUAUUUCAGGACCGCUUGAUAUCAUAAGAAACUUAGUUUUAAAGAAAAUAACCUUAAAAGAAGUGAUCAGAUCAGAACAGAGCGUUGGCUCACGAUUUUUGAAACACCUUGUAUUUUACCGGCAUGACAGUGCACUUCGAGUGAAAAAUCUGUUAACUUAAAAGAUUAACAGCUGUUUGGGCUGGUUUAGGCUUGUACUUCGUUAAAUAUUCGAUUUUUGUUUUCAUUUUUAUGAUGAGGUGUGUUUCAAAAGAAAGAAAGAUAUUAAUAAAUAAAUAAAAAUAAUAAAAUAAAAUAAAAUAAAUAAAUAAAUAAAUAAAAAUAAAAUAUUAAAUAAUAACGUUGUGAUUAAUAAACGUAUUCAAAAAUAUAUAUAAUUCGUAAGAAAAUGGACCCCAAAAAUCGUCUAAAAUUACUGAAAUUCAAAUUUAGGCCGCAAAUAGUUUUGCAAGGUUGCUAUUGAUAAAAUCUACUUGCAAAAUAAUUUAAAACAUUUUCGCACUAUAUAGUUGUUGUUGAAACCUCAAAUAAAUUCCGACAAAUUAAUUUUUAAAAAAUUGUUUAAAGAAAAUUUUAAAUGUCCACUGUUUGGGAGUCAAAUAAGUGUAAUAUAUUAUAACGAUGACUUAGUUGUUUUUUAAAUCAUUUAAAGAAUUUCGGAAAUAAAAUAAACAUUUUUUUUUUCGGUUUUCGGAACGUUUUUUGAAGCACCGAGUUUAUAUUGUAAAGACUUAUAAAUGCGCAAAGUUUUAUGUUAAAAAAUAACUUCUUCAUAUCACCUCUUUAUUUAUAGCAGGUUCUUUUUAAAAUUAUGCACGCCACUGUCUCUGGGCCGUCCAUCCGACAUUAUUUAAAAACCCAAAACCGAAAUGCGUUUUGCCGGACCAGAGCGGACCGGCAGAAUAGAUGAAGACAUCCUCGAAUGCUAAGUGAAUACCAAGCGGCCUCCUCGGGCAUUCUCUCUUCAGGUAGUUAAAACGCGAGACGAUAUAUAUAAAUGCCGCGACGUAUAACCAUGAUAGGCUGUGGGAAACCCAUUUUUUUCUCGUCGCGACCGAACCCAUUUAAUUGGUAUACCGGAGGAUAAAUGAACGGCCGCCGGGCCGAUUUGAUUAUUCAAAAAUAAAAUAGGAAGAAAUUGGCGUUCGCGACAUUCCGAUUUCCUGCGUUAAUUCGUCCGACCGCGUUCGUUUCCCGUUUUAGGACGUCGUAUACCGGCCCCGUAAUCAUAACGGAGCAAUAAAAACGUCAAAUAUAAGAGUGCGCCUAUGUGUUAAAUUAAUUUGCCACAAACGUGCGGCGUUUUUCCGUUUUUUCUGUCCUAGACUUUUUGUGUUUGGCUCUCUUGCGAGUCGUUUUCGCGAUACGUGUACGUUAAUUUUCUUUAUUAACCGUGACACUUUAUUUUCGUUUGUUCUUUGUAACCUUUUCUUUUUUUUUAUUUAUUUGUGUUUCGCACGACGUUUUUGUUAAUUCGGUGCGCCGUUUUAGGUUUACCUGUAUAUUGUAUUGAUCUGAAUAAAAACGAUA
This is a messenger RNA of Cylas formicarius (sweet potato weevil), 6565 nucleotides long. RefSeq lists its product as uncharacterized. Lineage: Eukaryota; Metazoa; Arthropoda; Insecta; Coleoptera; Brentidae. Bases 1326 to 2387 code for a protein of 353 amino acids. The record is from RefSeq and is a predicted model, not a curated record. The transcript has a single exon.